UGUUCAAUUUGAUUCUGAAAAAAAGAAACAAAAAUAGACUUUAUUUCAGUCGCUUAGUUUAUUAAUUUGCACACUUUUCUGCAUUAUUACAGAUGCUAAACUGGAAAAACAGACAAACAACAAACGAAGAGAUAUUCAAGGACUUCGUGGAGUUGCAAUCAUCUACGUUUUUGCCUUUCACCUCUUCCCCGACAAAUUUUCUUUUGGCUUUCUUGGUGUCGAUAUUUUUUUUGUCAUAUCUGGUUACCUGAUCACUAUGAUUCUGCUGAGAGAACGACCUUCCUCUCUGGAGCAUUUCAUAAUUUUUUACAAAAAACGAAUUAAGCGAAUAUUUCCUGCUUACCACUUGAUGCUUUUUUUGUUCGUCUUUUGCGGUUGGCAACUCUUGACGUCAACAGAUUACUUCACACUGAGAAAAGACGCAAUAUGGGCUGCUUGCUUUGCCACGAACAUAAAUAAACACUGGAAGAAUCUGGACUACUUUGCUGGAGUAAUAACAAGCUAUGAUUUUUUACUGCACACUUGGUCCCUCGCAGUCGAGAUCCAGUUUUACAUCGUUGCACCAAUAUUGGUAUUUACGUUAUCUCUUCCAUUCGUAGGAAAGCCCUUAUGGUAUUCCGUUUUUAUAUUUUCUGCAUACUAUAACGCAACAUCUUUUGGUCCCGUCCAAUUCUCUUCUCUCCAAAGUCGAAUGUGGCAGUUUAUGUGUGGAGCAGUCGCUCAUCUCCUUCCACGGGGUGUGUACUUUGAAAAAUUUCGCACACAUCAGCUAUUUUAAAG
Enterobius vermicularis (human pinworm) is the source of this 780-nucleotide messenger RNA. NCBI's taxonomy places the organism in Eukaryota, Metazoa, Nematoda, Chromadorea, Rhabditida, Oxyuridae. The record is from the annotation of a GenBank genome assembly.